UAAAAAAAAUAUUUUAAGGUCCACCAACCUUGAAAGAAAAUGGAUUUUUCAUAUAAAAUUAAUUUGGCUAGUGCUUCUCAUACUCCUUUUUUUUUAUUGUAUUUGAAUCUUCUCCAAUAGUUGGAAGAGAGAGAGGUUUCUCAGCAUUUAUGAGGUAAACAUAGGAAAUCACAGAUGGAGUUUCCAAAAACAAUACGAAAUCCAAUAACCCAACUCGCCCCUGAAUUAGUCAUCUGUACUUCACUCAGAAUCAAAUUCAAACUGCACAUAGUACGUCCUCAAAAUUUCUAGAGUACCCAAAAAUCCAAGAGCGACAGCAAGUCAACAGCUGAGUCUAAUUCAUUUCAUCAUAUGCCUCUGAACAUACUAUUCAUUCAUUCCAACCUCUCUCCUCUUUUCUUCUCUUCUUCUUUGCAUCUGACAUAUAAAACCCCAAUAGAAACAGAAUGAAAACACAGAGAUAAGAAAAAAAGUUUCAAUGACACCCAAAUUGAAUUACGUGCUUUUUUCAACCUCAACCAUCUUCUUCUUCUUCGUCUUCAUCAAUCUUCUCUCUCUCACAGUUUCCGAUCCUCGAAUCUCCGAGGCCGGCCUCUUCUGUGGCCGUUCUAGGUCACCCAAUGUGAAAACCAUCAUCCCAACCUUUACCCAGGCAAUGGAAACUCUCUCACAACUUGUGACAACUCAUCAAUGGGGUCACAACCAUGUCAACUCAACAGCACCUGUAUAUGUCCUGUUCCAAUGCCACCAAGACCUUUCUCACACUGACUGCCUCCUCUGCUACGCCGAGAGUCGAACCAGACUCCCCAGCUGCCUCCCAGCCACCUCUGGUCGCAUAUAUCUUGAUGGGUGCUUCCUCAGAUACGACAAUCAUAGCUUCUACAAUGAAAGCAUCGACCCUUCUACCGAUUCAGUGAAUUGUAGCAGUUCAGCAAUAGGCAGUACGGAUUUUGGGAGGAAUGUUGGGCUGCUGAUUGAUAAUUUGACUCAAACUGCUGUGUCGAAUAGAGGGUUCGCGGUCAUGGAGGCGAAGGGAGUGUAUGGUUUGGCGCAGUGUUGGAAGAGUGUGAGCAGUGAUGGGUGCAGAGAUUGUUUGGCCAAGGCUGCUAAGGAGGUGACAAACUGUGUGCCGGGUAGGGAAGGGAGGGGGUUAAAUGCUGGCUGUUUUUUGAGGUAUUCCACUGACAAGUUCUAUAGCAAUGGAGCUGAGGAAGUAAAUAAACAUUCUGGUGUCUCUGUAAAGAGGAUUGUCUUAGCUGUUACAUUGGCAGGGACGGCCUUCUUAAUGCUUUUAUUCUUUGCUGCUUAUGCAGGCUAUGCAAGAAUGUCGAAGAUGAAACAAGAACGCAGUAAUCUAGGCCAGGUUUCACUUUCGUAUAACAAGUCCGGCUUGAAUUUCAAAUAUGAAACACUUGAGAAGGCAACGGAUUAUUUUGAUCCAUCAAGAAAGCUAGGCCAGGGAGGAGCUGGUUCUGUAUUCAAAGGGACACUUCCUAAUGGAGAAAACGUCGCUGUUAAGAGAUUGUUUUUCAGUACAAGGCAGUGGGUUGAUGAGUUCUUCAAUGAGGUAAAUUUGAUCAGUGGAAUUGAACACAAGAACCUUGUGAAGCUUUUAGGUUGCAGCAUUGAAGGCCCUGAGAGUCUCCUGGUUUAUGAAUAUGUCCCCAACAAGAGCCUUGAUCAAUUCCUUUUCGAUAAGAACAAGAUUCAAAUUCUCAAUUGGAGCCAGAGGUAUGAUAUCAUUGUAGGAAUAGCAGAAGGGCUUUCAUACCUUCAUGGAGGUGCCCGAAUAAGAAUUAUCCAUAGGGACAUUAAAAGCAGCAAUGUUCUUCUCGAUGAGAAUCUGGCUCCAAAGAUUGCUGACUUUGGACUUGCUCGUUGUUUUGCUGCUGACAAGUCACAUCUUAGCACUGGAAUUGCAGGGACAUUAGGGUAUAUGGCUCCUGAAUAUCUUGUUCGUGGACAACUUACGGAGAAAGCUGAUGUCUAUAGUUUUGGCGUGUUGGUUCUUGAGAUUGUAUGUGGUAGGAAGAACAAUGCCUUUGUAGAUGACUCAAGUUCUCUUCUACAAACAGUUUGGAAGCUCUACAAGACAAACAGAUUGGCUGAUUCAGUUGAUGCUGGCCUGGAAAAUGAUUUUCCAGCAAAAGAGGCAGCCAAUGUGCUUCAAAUCGGACUACUAUGCACGCAAGCUUCAGUUUCUCUUAGACCAUCUAUGGCUAAAGUAGUUCAGAUGCUAACUAAUAAGGAUUGUGAACUUCCUCUGCCUAAUCAACCUCCUUUUUUGAACGCUAGCUUGAUUCAGCCUACCGGAUCUUACAGCGUAAACAGUUUGGUAUCGAACGUAUUGGCAAAAUUUGAAGUGUCUGAGGCCACCACCGAGUCCUCCAGCAUGCAUAGUUCAUUUGAUCCAUCAAGAAGUCAAUAAAAUUGGAUCCAAUCCCCAAGUCUGAAACAGCCAAUGCAAGCUUGACAAUAUUGAUUUUGCAGGCUUGGAAGUUAGAAUUUCAUGGGCAGAAAAGAGCAAUUUGUUUGAUAAUUUUCUUGAAGAAUGAAAUUUUGCACCAGUUAUGAGUUUGUAUAGAGGGAUAGGAAUCUCACAGCCUCAUAUAGAUGAUAAAAGCAGACAAAUACUGCAGAUGGUACAAGUAGCUUUGAUUAGGACUAUCAAUUGAGGCCAGUUUAUUUCUUUUAUUCUAAAUUUGAUUCUUAUAAUAAAAUAAAUGUUUCAAGACCAAACGAAAAAUAUAUAUAUAUAAAAUGGCAAUAAAUGGAAGGCAAGUAUAGCCUUAUUAUUCUU
Molecule: messenger RNA, 2800 nt
Organism: Cornus florida
Lineage: Eukaryota; Viridiplantae; Streptophyta; Magnoliopsida; Cornales; Cornaceae
Product: cysteine-rich receptor-like protein kinase 42
Exons: 6
Coding region: 479-2428 (649 amino acids)
Biological process (GO): protein phosphorylation
Molecular function (GO): ATP binding; protein kinase activity
Source: RefSeq, a predicted model, not a curated record